Loa loa (African eye worm) is the source of this 306-nucleotide messenger RNA. RefSeq lists its product as hypothetical. Gene Ontology annotation, molecular function: G protein-coupled receptor activity. Gene Ontology annotation, biological process: G protein-coupled receptor signaling pathway. Lineage: Eukaryota; Metazoa; Nematoda; Chromadorea; Rhabditida; Onchocercidae. Gene Ontology annotation, cellular component: plasma membrane. The record is from RefSeq and is a predicted model, not a curated record. Bases 1 to 306 code for a protein of 101 amino acids. The transcript has 2 exons.
AUGGAAGAGCUGGAAGUAACUCGUCAUCCGACAUUAUUACUUAUUACUUAUUCCGCAUUUUAUUCUGCUCUGUUUUUAUUGGGACUUUUUGGCAAUACAUUUGCUGUGCUAUCUGUUAUCAUACAUCCACAACUACGUUCAUCCACAGAUUAUUUGAUAUCAUCAUUGGCCACUGCUGAUCUAUUAAUUAUAUUAUUUUGCCUUCCAACAACUUUACUUAAUAAUCUUUUAACAGCUAAAUUAGAAAUUCAUUACGAUGAAAUAAGCAAAAAUGCAAAAUAUGCAAAUAAAGCUUCCUCUCUGUAA